This is a messenger RNA of Penicillium oxalicum, 3522 nucleotides long. RefSeq lists its product as uncharacterized. Gene Ontology annotation, cellular component: postsynaptic recycling endosome; extrinsic component of postsynaptic early endosome membrane; glutamatergic synapse. The transcript has 4 exons. The record is from RefSeq and is a predicted model, not a curated record. Bases 1 to 3522 code for a protein of 1173 amino acids. Lineage: Eukaryota; Fungi; Ascomycota; Eurotiomycetes; Eurotiales; Aspergillaceae. Gene Ontology annotation, biological process: neurotransmitter receptor transport, endosome to postsynaptic membrane; regulation of modification of synaptic structure; regulation of recycling endosome localization within postsynapse.
AUGGCAUCUCCUCAUCCAGUGACCGCUGCGUGGAGCGGCUCUCCCGCUUCUCGGUCUUCAGGUGCCAUUCCCUAUCGCUCGUCUACAACCUUCCAUGACACAUCGGCGACGACAGUGACCACCCGAGUGACGACGGCCACUAUCACCCCACCCCCAGAUACCCCAACGAGCCGUUACUCCGUCACCUCCCUCGCCAGUACCUCGUCUUCCUCGGGCUUGGACUACUACUCCCACACCUCUCCUCGACCCCUUUCGUCGCAAGCUUCGGGACACCGGCGUCUCUCCUCGGGUGCUGGUCAAACCCAUGAUCAAUUAGCAGCAAAGACACAAUCUCGAGCCUCGCUGCAUCGAAAACCCGUCCCGCCCCCGUCACACGACCAGCAUGCCGACGCAGUGACCGAGAAAGCCCAUCUGUCAUCUCCGCUGUCGAUCAAAGAAAGGACCGUCAGCUCCGCAGCUGGUGUCGACUCAAUCUCGCCUUCGUCUCCCGCGGGAGUUGACUCUCCUGUAUCAGUGGACAGUCAUUCGAAUAGAUCGGUGGUAGGGGACGGAGACGGUGACGACGACGACGAGAGCGUUGACUACUUCGACCAAGACUACGAGCAUCAAUUCACGAAUGGCACCGGCCUCGGAACACCUCUCCAUAAUCGUUUGUUGAGUGAGCCAUUUAUUCCCAUACUCAAUUCGCCGCCCCCACCCCAACGUCGCGUGACGAGUAUGGCUUUGCAUCCUUCAUCAAGUCAAAAACACCCCAUGAAGAUUGACCUUGAUCAGCGGUCCAUGUCUAUGCCUAUCGGUCACACAGAUCCUCGACAGCCUAAAACGCCCGGCAACAAGAUCAGCUCUUUCUUCGGCUGGAAGGCUGCUACCCCUGACUCUCCCGGCGCUGAAUCCUCCAGCACAGAGAUCUCGGACGGCGGUCGUUCCCCUAUGCCUUCUCCCAUGCCCCCACUAGCGAAUGUGCCUGUGAGACCUCCCUCGUACGAUAUCAAAGGUUCCGGAUUUGGGCCACCGGUCCGGACGCCAUCGGUGGGGACCUUGAGUACCCAUGAAGCUGUAUUCGCAUCAAAGCUCAACGAUCUCGAAAAUGAGUUGCGCGAGGUCAGCUCGGAGCUGGCGGGGUCCAUUCGCCGCGAAAUGGAGCUGGAAGACUUGAUUGAGCGCCUGCAGACCGAAGGACCUGAAAUCAAUCGCCGCACGAGUGACUACUUCUCCGACUCGGGUACCAGUUCAAUUCGAUAUGGUCCGGAUCGCCAGGAAGAUAUGGAAAAAGUUCGCCGAGCGGCGGAACAGGAACGAGCGCAGUUGAAGGCAGAGUUCUCGCUCAGACUACAGGAAGAACGGAUUCAAAGAACCGCGUCAGAGUCUCAUGUGCAGAUUCUGGAGAAUCAAGUCCAGCAGCUUCGUCGGGAACGAACUGAUUUGUCUGAUCUGUCUUCAAAAUCAAAAGAACUGGAGAGUGCAUUGGACAACACGCGACGAAAGCUCUUGGAAGAGCGACAAUCGAAAGACAAUUUUGAAGACUUGCUUACCGCGAUGCGCGUUGAGCUGGAACAGUUGCGGAAUGAGAGGGAUAUCCUUCGGGACGGUCAAGGUCCCAUCGCCGCUAAGACGCAACAAUUAAUGGACGAUCUCGAUGCACUGACAGUGGAGAACGCUUCGCUUGCGCAUCAACUCAACAGUGAGCGGGAGGGCAUGCAGGACAGCGCUCCCGCCGCCGAGGUACAGCGCAUGAUGGAGGAGCUCGAGACUUUGAGAGCAGAGAAUGCUUCGCUUGCGGAAAAGCUCCGCAGUACGCAAGCAACCCCCGCUGUCGUUGUCAACGAUCCCGCGGAAAUUGAACGACUGAUGGCGGAUGUGCAAGCAUUGAAAAGUGAAAACGCUUCUCUGAUGCAACAGUUGCAACACGAGCGGCAAGUCCGUGCUAUUGACACGUCAGCUGCCGAAGAGACUGAGCGUUUGGUUGCAAAUGUUGAGGCUCUGACACGCGAGAACCAUGCACUUGCUGAACAAUUACGUCAGGAGCGUGAAUUCCGUGAUAACAAUGUGACAACUGCGGAAGAAACACAGCGACUGAUCGCGGGCAUGGAAGCCCUUCAGACCGAGAACGCCGUGCUGGCACAACAAUUGGAGAGCGAGCGUGGCGUGGCGAAGGAGGAAAGCGCGUUCUCCGAUGCAGGCCGGCAGCGAUAUAUUGAAGAGAUCGAGGCUUUGAAGAAUGAGAACGCUUCACUAGCUCAGUUGCAAGGUGGUCGGUUCGCUUCGAUUCCCGAGGAGGACGGGUUCAGGGUAAAACGUCAUUCGACAUUCGGCCUCUCUCGAUCCAACUCACUCGCACGAAAACCCACCAGUGGGCUGGCUCGCUCAGGCUCGUUGUCCCGCUCAAACUCAGUCUCUGGGCCCAAGGAGCGGGAAACUCGCGAGUCGCUUGUCGACAAGGUUAAAGAUAUCGAAGCGCAACGUGAUGCCCUCCACCGAACAGUACGAAGUCUCUUACAUCGACAGACAUUCCAGGAGCGGGAAUUCAUCAAGCAUACUCGCGUCCUUGAAGCAGAGCUCCAGCGGGCGAAGAAAGCCACUCCGCCGCGCAAGAUGGGUUAUGAGAGAGAGGUGCGCAACUUGAGAGAAGAGGUAUCUCACCUCAGAGGGCGCGCCGAGGAUGCCCUGGACAGUAAAUGGCAGUGCGAGAAGAAUCUUGCGGGUCUGAAGAUGGAUCUGGACCGUGCCAAGCAAGAGACGGGUUCUCUUCGGGCGUUGCUUCUAGAGCAUGAUACGCCUGUCCCUGAACAGGGUGAGAUCGAACAAGGAAGCUUUGACGAGGUGAUGGUGACAUCAUCGUCCUUGGAGUCGGCAUUUGAACAGUUCCAGGUGGAAAGACAACAAGUCGAGGCGGAUGGUGAUACUGCUGGCACGGAAGCAAUUUCGGCUCGCAGCGAUGAGCUUGCCCAUCAUGUCCAACAUCAACUCCAAAUCAACAACUCUCUCCGGAGUCGUCUGGCAGCCGCCAUCGACAAGGGUGAGCGUGACCAGCGAAUCUCCGUUGAGCGCAUCAACAUUCUCCAGAGUCGAAUGAGGGAGUUGGAAGAUAACCUCCUCAACGCUCAGAAUCAUUCCGAGGAGGAACUUGGCAAGCAUGAGGAAGAGGUCCGCCUGCUGCAGGAGAACCACAAUGCCCAGCUCCUCCGCAUGAAGGCCGGCAGUCGUACGCCCGUCGCAUUGUCGCCUCGACCACCGAGCACUCCGUUUGGCGGCCGGUCACCCCGUCUGGACGUGACCACCAGCGGUGAGGGUGUUCCUCUGGCGAGCGUUGUCCGCGCUGAAGUUCUAGAGAAGCAUGUCAAGGCGCUCGAGAGGGCCGUUUACGAGGUUGAUAUGGAAAUGGAGGAAGUUGUGGGACGGAUGAACCGUGCCCAGAUUGAUGUGGCGCAGCUGCAAUCUGACAGGGAUGAUGCCCUUCGUCAGACUCGCCGCCUACAGGCAGACAUUCAGGCUGAGAGGGAAGCUCUCCGAUCUGUAAUGUGA